This is a messenger RNA of Megalobrama amblycephala (Wuchang bream), 3358 nucleotides long. RefSeq lists its product as uncharacterized. The record is from RefSeq and is a predicted model, not a curated record. Bases 1 to 1155 code for a protein of 384 amino acids. The transcript is spliced from 2 exons. Lineage: Eukaryota; Metazoa; Chordata; Actinopteri; Cypriniformes; Xenocyprididae.
AUGUUCAGUACUCAAAGCAGCGGUGACUUAGGGAGCUCCCAGAACCACGACAUAGCCAAAGUUCCUGACACAUCUUCCAUUCUUGACAGCGCAACAUCAGUAGUUAUCCCAACUAUAAUUAAAAAGAAAGGUGGAUUGAGAAUGUACAGCAAAAAACAGCAGUGCUUUUUUUGUGACGGUGCUUUUACAAAAAUUUCUAGACAUCUGGAACGAAAGCAUAGAAAUGAGGUAGAGGUAGCGAAAGCAUUAAGUCAUCCAAAGGGCUCAAAAGAAAGGAGGAUGCAACUGGAGUAUCUACGCAACAAAGGGAACUUUGCUUACAACAGUACUGUUAUUAAUACAGGUGCAGGACUGAUGAUUUCACGGAAACUGCCCAAAAAGAACCUGGAUGGGGAAAGUUUUAUGCACUGUAUUUACUGCAAAGGACUCUUCUUAAAGAAAACUCUGUGGCGACAUUUCAAGGUUUGCAAAUUCAGGCCUGGUGAUGAGAAGCCGAAACCUGGAAAAACCCGUGUCCAGGUUCUUUGUGGCUUUGCACAACCUCCCCCACCAGGAGUAACUCAUGGUGUUUGGAAGCUGUUAAAUUCCAUGAACCAGGACCAAGUGGCACUUGAAACUAGAAAUGACUGGUGCAUUUUAGAGUUAGGAAAGCAUCUUUACAACAAGUAUGGAUCAAGAGUUAAAAUGCAUGAACACAUCCGCCAAAAGAUGAGGGAGUUUGGAAGACUCCUAAUAUGUGCAAGAGAGGUAUCCCCCCUUACAUCUAUUAAAGAGCUCAUUCAUCCCUCAAACUUCAUGCAUACCAUCAAUGCAGUUAAAAGGGCUGCUGGCUACAAUGAAGAUACCAAUGUAUUUGAAAAGUCUAGUGUGGCUGUGAAACUUGGACAGAGUCUAGACAAAAAAGCAAUGCUCAUUGAGAGCCACUCUACUAUUAGUGGAGAUGAAGAGACAAAAGCUCGGCGAACACUGGAGGAAGCAAAAUGGAAUUCCCCACAAUUACUUCCAUUCACCGAAGAUGUUAAGCUCCUUCAUAUAUAUCUUGAUGAGCAAGAGAAGACCCCUCGCAAACUCUUGUUAUCGCAGCCGUCGUCUCAGCAAUGGGCAAAACUGGCCAAGAUUACGUUAACUCAGGUUAUGCUUUUCAAUCGUAGAUGAGAAGGGGAAGUGUCCCAGAUGCCGUUGUCUGCAUACAUCUCCAGCAACCAAACGGACGCUCAUCCAGAUAUUACCAUGGCCCUCACAUAUUUAUAAAACAAACUGUGUCAGUACUUCAGGCGUGUAGAAAUCCGAGGCAAAAGAGGCAGAAAGGUUCCCGUGCUUCUCACACCUUCCAUGCAAGAAUCAAUCAGCCUGCUUAUUGAAAAUCGGAGUAGGUGUGGAAUACCAAAUGAAAACCCUUUCCUUUUUGCACGUCCAUAUGCAAUGACGUUUUUCAGAGGCUCUGAUUGCAUUCGAGAAUUUGCUGUUGCAUGCGGCGCAAAAAAUCCUCAGACUCUUACUUCAACAAAGUUGAGGAAACAGAUCGGGACACUUUCUGAAGUUCUUAAUCUUAGCAACACCGAACUAGAUCAGUUGGCAGACUUUCUAGGCCAUGACAUUAGAGUUCAUCGUCAAUUUUACAGGUUACCCGAAGACACCCUCCAACUGGCUAAAAUCAGUAAAAUUUUACUGGCUCUUGAAAAAGGACGCUUGGCAGACUUUAAAGGGCAAAAUCUCAAUGAAAUCAACAUUGAUCCAGAAGAGGAAGUUACAGUGGACAGUGAUUUGGAGGAGUCCACUUCUAGUCUGAAAGGUAAUGAUUACAUAUUGUCAGUUUGUUCCAUUUAUGUUUGCCUAAUUAAUGGAACAUCGGAUACCCAUGUUUCUGUUGGCUGUAAAAGGUACAGUAGAUCUGUUUGGUUAGGCUAUCUGAAGAUCUUCAGGAUGCAUUGACAUAUACAUGGUUUAUGGUUUAAGACGGUAAAGGGAGGGGCUGAGGUAGUUAAAGAAGUAGGCCUGUAAGGACAGAGGCCCUUUCAAUUUAAGUAAAAGAAUAAAGCUGCAGAAAGCCUUCCGACAGUGCAUGGAGCAUUCACAUAAACACUUUCAUUGGUGCAGUGACCCAGAUUGGGACAGAUUUAUGGGGAUAAGUGUAAAGGAGACAGCAUUGCAACUGCUGGCAUUUGAAUAUUUACAAUAUUUAUAUUGUUUGAAUAUUUUGCUAACUUAACAUAAGUUGCUUAUAACAUAUAUUUGCCUGUAGAAUGUUGGGUAAAUCCCUCCCUGAUGCCUCAUAGGACCCAUUUUGCUACCCAAUUGACUUUUGGUCAGUUUGCACAUCCAUCUACCACGCCGGAUACCCAGAUUCAAGACCCGCUUGGGGAGUGGUUUCUGGUAUCAGAGGUGGAAGUCAUUAAUUACAAAUACUCAGAUUACUGUAAUUAAGUAGUUUUUUGGGAGUACUUGUACUUUUAUGAGUAGAUUUUCAAGCCUGUAUUUUUACUUGUAAUAUUCAUUAAUCCAUGUAAUCUACUAAGUUACUUUUAAAAUCAUAGUUGAGUACUGAGUACAAUUUUAAUUCAUAUCCAAACCUUUUAUCUGCAUUUUUGUAGCCAGUAAGGUGAUUUGAUAGCAAACAAGCCGAUGAAAACCGGGUCAUGAGGACGGAAAACAAAACAAAACAAAAAAAGGACGUUAAUGAUUGAUCUUUCAUUGAUUCUGAAUGAAGAAUUUAACCAGUUAAAAAUGUAUUCAUGGAUAUUUAAUCAAUAGUCGUGGCUCCUCAUGUAAUUUAGUUUUUUGUCUGCCGGAGACAUUUGCUUAAUAAGGAAAUACAAACUUAAAUGAGAAAAAAAUUAGGGAAAAACACUUGUUUUGCAUCUUAUCAAUUAUUAAUGAUUAAUAGAUUGUUGGCAUGUUAACUUCUGGUAAAGGAAAACACACAAUUUCCAGCCCUAGUCUGGAGAAGUGACGGUGACAUCAGUGGUUAAAAGUAACUAAUACUCUGAAUAUUUUCUUUUAAAUUUUUUUUUUUAGUUUUUUUUUUAUUUAUUUUUUUACAAACUGGACUUUUACUUGAGUAUUUCUCUAACACCGGUACUUUUACUCGUAAUUGAGUAAUAUUUUAGCAAUGCACUUAAUUGUACUUGACUACAGAUUUUCAGUACUCUCCACCACUGCCUGUUAUGCACAACAACACCUAAUUAGGCUAAUUCAUAAUGAAGCCAGCGAAGCAGUUAAGUCGUUUGUUAAUUCUCUCACAUAUCCUUUAAUUUACGAAUUUUACUGUAUUAAAUUGUUAUUUGGUCAGGCAGUUCGGACAUCUCUGGGGCCUGUAUAGAGACAGAGCGACACGCGUCAUAGUCUGAAGACCACGCCC